Pseudogymnoascus destructans is the source of this 1107-nucleotide messenger RNA. RefSeq lists its product as uncharacterized. NCBI's taxonomy places the organism in Eukaryota, Fungi, Ascomycota, Leotiomycetes, Thelebolales, Thelebolaceae. The transcript is spliced from 5 exons. Bases 1 to 1107 code for a protein of 368 amino acids. The record is from RefSeq and is a predicted model, not a curated record.
AUGGCCAAUACCAGCCCCACCGAUUACAAGAAACUCUUUUUGCAGGCCGAAGAGCGAGAGAAGCAGGAAACAGAGAGACGGAAGCAAGCUGAAGAAACUCAUGCGCUUCUGCCACAGUUUACUCUCCCGAUCGUUGAGAGUCGAAUCACCAUCUCGCUCGACUACAGGGAACAUACCCCUUCCCACCGCUCUGUGUGCAACUACCUCCAGCCUUCCCAGGAAGCCCGAGCACGUUUGUUUACCCCCUUGAUUGCGCUUGAGGAGGAUGCAAGACGAUUCGGUCUCCGUCCAAUUAGCAGUGAACAAGGUCUCGAGAACUACGAGCGAACUGCCGUGGAAGAUCACGUCCGUGAUAUAAUUGCAGAGCUAUGCAAAAUCGACGCUGCCCGAGACGAAUUCGGACUUGAGAUGGAAUCUGGUUCGACAAUCACACCAACUCUUUCAAUCCACGCGGCGGUAGCGAGGCAAAUGCAGACCAACCAUCAGGCAUACAUCGCCCCCGACCCGAUCAGUUCUGCAUCCACCGAGUCGACGGCAACACUAACACCCUCCUCACUACGGUCGAAUACAAGCCUCCCCACAAGCUUUCUAUGGAAGCACUUCGCGUGGGGCUUAGGGAAAUGGACUUAUGGAAAUGCAUGUCUCCAAGAGCCGAAUACCUCCAUCGCCAGGGUUCUGUGUCUGUGUCUGAUGGCGUUCCAUUCCCCUGUUCGUGACCAGGAAUGGAGAAAUACUACACAGUCGCGUCUUUAUUUGUGGACAACUAGCUUCGACCACGCUCGUUCUCAGAUCCCUAAGGAAGUCUUAGAGCAAAUCACUCUGCACUCCGAUAGUACCAACUCAGAGUAUAAUCUCCAACAGCAGGUCGCCGAGUGCCCACGAGGUCUCAAGCCAGCUGUGCCCCAUCAGAUGUCCGACACCGGAUUCAGUCGCCAGAAUCGUCAGGCUCCGACUCGAAUCAAGCGACCGCACGCAAACGAGGCUUCAGCCAGGUCACAUCUUCCCCUUCCGCGCAACGAGCGGCUCGUCAACGCGAGGCUGGGAAAGAUCAAGGCAGCCAUUCGAAACGCCAUGAUGCACAGUUUUGCACCCAGAGAUGUUUAUUAG